GUGGGAGGAGAAGAGAGGAGAGGGAGGGGAGGGGAGGAAGGCUGGCUGGGUGGGGAAAGGGAGGAGGAAAGGGAAGGGGGUCCUGAGGGGGCGGAGUGCUGCCCCUGGCGCUGAGCAGCCUUGGCAACAGCAGUGGUGGCGGUGGCCGGGACCGAGGUGCGUCAGGCAGCUGGGGCAGCCUUGGCUCCAGCCCGGGAGGCGAGGACACUCCUUUCUGUGGAGUUGAAGGAGGAGGCGGCAGCGGAUCCCAGAGCUUCCUCAGCCUGACUCCUCGGCCUCCCUGCCAACAGGCCCCACCUGCCCCUUUCGGGACCCACCGACGAUCGGCCGGACACACGCACGGGCAGCCUAACGCCAAGGAUGGCUUCAGCACCCACACCUAAAUAUAACUCCCGCUCCUUGGAGAAUGAUUCUAUUAGGAGGAGCUCAAGAGACGGAUUCACUCGAGACCUCUGUGAAGAAAUUCCUCGACUUCCAGGAGAAACCAGAAUUACGGACAAAGAAGUAAUUUAUAUAUGUCCAUUCAAUGGCCCCAUUAAAGGACGAGUUUACAUCACCAAUUAUCGCUUGUAUUUAAGAAGCUUGGAAACGGAUUCUGGAGCAUUACUUGACAUUCCUCUGGGUGUCAUUGCAAGAGUUGAAAAAAUGGGAGGAGCUUCAAGCCGAGGAGAGAAUUCCUAUGGACUAGAUAUUACUUGCAAAGAUAUGAGAAAUCUGAGAUUUGCUUUGAAACAGGAAGGUCAUAGCAGAAGAGACAUAUUUGAAGUCCUCACAAAAUAUGCCUUUCCACGGUCUCAUGGUUUGCCAUUAUUUGCUUUCUUAAAUGAAGAAAAGUUUCCUGAAAAUGGGUGGAUGGUAUAUAAUCCCAUUGAAGAAUAUAGAAGGCAGGGAUUGCCCAAUGGCCAGUGGAGAGUAUCUUUUGUCAACAAACGCUUUGAAAUGUGUGAAACGUAUCCUUCCAUCCUGGUGGUACCGUAUCAUUCCACAGAUGAUGAUCUCAGGAGAGUUGCGACUUUUAGAUCCCGUAAUAGAAUUCCGGUGCUGUCUUGGAUUCACCCAGAAAAUAAGAAUGUCAUCAUGCGCUGCAGUCAGCCUCUUGUCGGCAUGGGAGGCAAAAGGAAUAAGGAGGACGAAAAGUAUCUGGAUAUCAUCAGGGAGGCCAAUGGGCAGAUUUCCAAACUUGCCAUCUUUGAUGCAAGACCCAGUGUAAAUGCAGUAGCCAACAAGGCAACAGGAGGCGGAUAUGAAAGCGAUGAUGUCUACCACAAUGCAGAAAUUUUCUUCCUGGAUAUUCACAACAUUCAUGUCAUGAGAGAAUCCUUAAGAAAACUGAAGGAUAUAGUUUAUCCUAACGUAGAAGAAUCUCAUUGGCUCUCAAGCUUGGAAUCAACUCAUUGGUUAGAACAUGUCAAAUUUGUCUUGACAGGAGCUAUUCAAGUUGCAGAUAAAGUGGCCUCUGGGAGAAGCUCAGUAUUGGUGCAUUGCAGUGAUGGAUGGGACAGAACAGCACAACUCACUUCUCUAGCUAUGUUAAUGUUAGACAGCUACUACCGGACCAUUACAGGCUUUGAAGUAUUGAUACAAAAGGAGUGGAUCAGCUUUGGACACAAAUUUGCAUCGAGAAUAGGUCAUGGGGAGAAAAAUUAUGCUGACACUGACCGCUCUCCCAUUUUUCUCCAAUUCAUGGACUGUGUAUGGCAGAUGUCUAAACAGUUUCCUACAGCUUUUGAAUUCAAUGAACAAUUCCUGAUUACCAUUUUGGAUAAUCUCUACAGUUGUCGCUUUGGUACUUUCUUAUUCAACAGUGAAUAUGCCCGAGAAAAAGAGAAAGUUGUGAUGAAAACUCUUUCUUUGUGGUCAAUGAUAAACAGUGAUAAAGGAAAGUACACAAACCCUUUUUAUACUAAGGAGCUGAACCGAGCUUUAUACCCAGUUGCUAGCAUGCGCCAUUUGGAACUGUGGGUGAAUUAUUACAUUAGAUGGAACACAAGGAUGAGGCAACAACAGCCAAACCCAGUGGAGCAGCGUUACAUGGAGCUUUUGGCUUUACGGGAUGAAUAUGUGAAGAGGCUGGAAGAAAUGAAAAUGACCAACUCUGCCAAGCUCGCCAGCUCCUCGGCUUCCUCUUCGGCCACCUCCCAAAUGAUGCCCCAUGUCCAAACUCCCUUUUAAAAGGAGAACUCCGCGCUAGUUUAGAUCUCCUGUUCUAAAAGAGGAAUUUUUGAAUGCUUCCGAUUUGCACAUUUUUCUUAGGGUUUUUUCUUUUUCUUUUUUUUUCUUUUUUUUUCAUCCACAUAGAGCUUGAACUAGCGCAGUCCUAACCUCUUAAACAUGUGCCUUUCAUAGUCCACCAUCGGAGGGAGAUGCAGCAUCCUCACAGCCAUUGGAAUACUAGGAAGGGUUUUGAGAAAAAUGUAAUGCAAUUAGUUUUUUAAAGUGUUUUUAUUAAUAUAACUGUAGUUUACAUCUUAAAUACUAUGGAUACAAUCUACUUUAUGUAUUUAAACAAAGCAUCAGUGUUUUAAAUUAGGGGUUUAAAAGUUAGGAAUAGAUUUUUUUUCCUGAGUUUAUUCUAACAGCUUACAUUACUUUACAUUGUCUAAAAUGCAAGCAGAUAUAAAAAUGCUAGUGUUAAUGCCAAUAUAAAAAUCAAACUUGCUUAGUGUAGGUCUCCAGAAGUAAGAUGUUUUGAAUAAUGGCCAAAUUCUUUACCAUUGCAAAUGAUGCGUUUAGGAAAAGUCAUUGUAGGUGAGAGUUUUUCCUCAUUUUGGAAAUGAAACUUUGUCUCAGACAUAUUUAAACUCACCCCAUGGCAAACUUAAUGGAAGGAUGUAGAGAAGAGUUGCGUAGUCUGGGCAAGCAGGGAUGUGUCGGGAGCACACCCCCGCCAAUGCGGUCACAGGUCCAUUUCAGUAGACUUAAGAGAGGUUUAUUUUUCCAAGAAAACAUCAUUCUGGUAGGCCUCAAUUAAAUAUGAUAAAACACUUAUCAGCUUUCCAAGCAUUUUCGAAAUAUCUUCUGUUCAAAAAGUUGUCUAAAGUAGGGACUGGUUUUCAGUUUGGGACAAAACCUCGUUAUAGCCUCAUUCUAAAUGUCACCACUGUGCUGCUCUUGUCAAUAUUUUCUGAAAGUCUGUGCCUGGCCAGAGCAGCCUGCAUAGGUACCAAAGUUGGAUUGAGCAUCUCUCCUGUGGGUUUUUUUUUUGCUGUGUUAUAAAUCUAAGGUGACUCUCCAUGGCUACAUUUCAUCUGAGGGUGUGUGUCCUUGAGAGGAUUGUGAGAAGUUUCAGUUUAAAUGGUUUUUCCAAUUAGGACAUAAAACUGAUUCUACAACCUCUUACUUGAAGCAUUUGGCAAUUUUGCUUUUUUUCGGGUAUGCCUUUCAGUGCUUUUAAAUGCAGUUUAAGCAGCACAAACCUUUCUCUUUGCUAUUUGAACUAAUUCAUAUGGUAAACCUAUUUGGGGAAGCAUUUAGGCUAUUCAGAUACAUUCAAUAUGUUUUACAGUAAUUUGUAAAGAACUAUUUAUAGCUGAUGUGAUUAUAUUUUCAAGUAGUUAUCUGAGCAAGGAGAAACUUAUCUUUGUAAAUUAUUGUAUAGGCCAUAGCCGUGUGGGUCUACCAAAUAAGCCAUCCAGAGCGCAGUGCUGUAAUGUACACAUUAUGGAAGUAGAGAAAUGGCUCUCAACAUGAUCACGCUUUUUUUAAACACUGUAACACUGUAAAUAUAAAUAGUUCAUGCAUUGCAUUUUAACCACACGUUGUAGUCCCAUAAAAAUUAAGCAUAAUAGCUUAAUAGGACUUUGGGAUGUGUCAUAAAAACUUUUUCACUGCAAUAAUAAUUGAACACCUGCUAUGAUCAAUGUAUUGUACUAAAAAAUUGCACUAUAUUUUCAGGGAAAUAACUAUUUGUAUUAUGUUCUAAAUUCCCAGGAUUUCUACCUAUAAUUUACUCUUUCUAUGUUUUGUAUGCUUUUCAUUGUAUUUCAGUAGCAGUGUUCUAAGGUUCUUCAAAAGCUCUCUAAGUAUUAGUUAAUGGGCAUUUAAGUAAGUGCAUUAAUUCAGUGAGCAAGGAGACUCAAAUAUAUGUUUUCCGCUUGGAGCGACUUAUACAUAUAUAACUUUAUAAUACAGAUUUGAAAGCAUAAUUGCCUUUACUCUGGAUUUUGUUUUUAAAAUUCUGCGAUGGAGAUACAGAGCGAAGCUUCAUGGGGAAGAGAGCAGUUUUUAGUAGGGGAGAAAUUAUAAAGCUGAAUGUGAUUUUUUACUUAAUAUUUUCUGAGAAUAAACUCAACUCGGGUGAAUCUCAUAAGGCAAGAGUUGUAACUAGUGGUCUUGCCAUUUCAUGACAUUAAGCAGAUCUCCUUAAGACAUCCAGAGGCCAGAUGAGAUUGCAUCCUCUCUUUUGAUGGAGUAAGUAAUUCAUUCCAAGACUUGCCUGGAAAAACUUGUUCAGUUGGAUAAUGCAUCAGAAAACAAAACUGUAAUGGGAUAAGUUUUCAUUUGUCUUUAAAGUGAAAUUGGCGAUCGUUAAAUAAAAGGCUAUGAAAAUACUUUUAA
Messenger RNA from Trichosurus vulpecula (common brushtail), 4557 nucleotides. It is a transcript of the gene MTM1, whose product is annotated as myotubularin 1. Gene Ontology annotation, cellular component: plasma membrane. Bases 361 to 2172 code for a protein of 603 amino acids. The record is from RefSeq and is a predicted model, not a curated record. Gene Ontology annotation, biological process: negative regulation of autophagosome assembly; mitochondrion distribution; dephosphorylation. Lineage: Eukaryota; Metazoa; Chordata; Mammalia; Diprotodontia; Phalangeridae. Gene Ontology annotation, molecular function: phosphatidylinositol-3,5-bisphosphate 3-phosphatase activity. The transcript is spliced from 15 exons.